UCUCCGCCCCCCUAUUUAUUUUCGAAUUUUUUUUGGCCACUUUUUAUUUGAAACGACGACGUUUCGUCUUACUCCACCAAUCGUUUUGCGCCUUCCUUUUCUUUUUCCUUUUCUUUCCGCAGAUGCACGAUCGACCUCUGUGCUUCUUCUUUUCUUUUGCCUUUUCUUUUAAUACGCUCACCGCUGCUGCUUUUGACUCUUCUCUCUUCGGCCACCUCCUUCUUCUCUCCGCCAGGUGUAAUUGCUGACACCUAACCUGGCACAGCUUCCCAGCACAGCUGGCCCUUUUUUGUUCUGUAAAGCUCAAGGGCUAGGCCGUAGCCGGUGUCGCCAUUUGUUCGGUAAUUUAAUUAUUUUUCUGAUUUUAGUGGGCGCUGUGCGCUUCUCCGCCGGCGUAAUUCUGGACUCCGGCCACCUCCGCCGCCAGCCUUGCUGUCACGCGUUUGAAUAAUUCGUUGUUUGAUGCCCGUCUUCUUCUUCCUUUGCAGUGGAGGUAUAUCUCUCGUAGUUCUCUUUUUUUUUUUGGGUUUUCUAUUGUUUUUUUCUUAUUAUUUCUGUAAUAGUGUUGGACAUAAAGGUUACAGGAGGUGCUGCCUACUUCCGCCGCCGUAUACGGAUCCUAUACCGCUGAUUCCUGGAGAAGAGAUAAGCUUGAGAAUUUUUUUAAUUAAUUAUUUUUUUGACGAAAAUGGCGAAAAAUCACGAAACAGAGCACCCAGUUGGGGCAUUCGGGUGGGCUGCCAGAGAUACUUCCGGCGUCCUUUCUCCGUUCAACUUUUCUACAAGGUAUUAAUUAUUAUUGAAGGAUUUUAUUAUCUCAAUUGAAUAUUUUUUUUCAAAAACCUUCUCUAGAAUAAAAACUUUUUUUUAUUGAAGAAUUAUUUAAUUUUUGGGGAUGGUGGUGCAGGGCUACGGAAGAGUAUGAUGUGCAGUUCUCCUUUUUCUGUUUCUCCUACCCAGUUCAGUUUUCUUUCACAUUUUUCAUGCCUCCUCUCUCCUCAGUUUCGUCUCUCUGUGUAUUGCUAUAUUUUACUGGUACCAGCAUUUGUUUUUUUUGUUUUCCAAUUUUUAAGGUUGAUUCUUUUUACAAGAACCUAUUUGAUUAGUGGUUAUGUUUAUUCCACGGAUUUAUGGGUUCGUGAUUAUUUGAUCUGUACCAUGUGCUUCAAUCUUGGGUGGGAAAAUCCACUGUAGAUUAACUCUGUUUUCAUUUUUUCAAUUUUUUUUGUUUACUUAAUUCCUGAUAAAUUCGGAGUGGGUACUAAUUGAAGGAUUAAACUUUGAUAUAGGUAAUAAGAAAUGUUUUUAUUGAUUAAAUGUUAUGAUUUGUUCUUUGCUUUAUAUGUGGCAAAAAUUCAACCUUUACGCCAAAUAAUUUCUUGUUUCUGGAUAUUUUUUAAUCAAAAAGCUAUGGAUUUUCUAUGUGAUCUGUAUUUUGAAUCAUAUGCCAAUUUUAUUUAUUUUCGAUUUGUAACUGGUUUAUAUUUGGAUGUAGAAAUUAGGGUUUAGAAAGAAAAGAAAUGGAAGAGUAAUGGCACUAGCAGAAGCUAGGGCUGCUUGGCAGAGAACAGGCAACAGAUGCUUGGUCCAAGAAGAUGCUAAAAGAGCACCUAAAUUAGCUUACUGCUCAUCACUUCCCCCUCCUUGUUCUAAACCCUCCGAAACCGGACCCACAACUUCCCCUUCUCCCCAAGAUAUUCCUCCUCCCUCUGCUUCUUCUUAUCCCUUCGAUCGAAACUCUUCCUAUUAUAUAUAUAAUUCUAUGUGUCGGUGAGGUUACGACUGUUGAACGGUAGGGAAAUUCUGAGGAACGAUGUUUCGGAUUGGGAAUGCAUCAAUAACGAGACGAUUAUUUACAAAAAUUUUGCUCUCUCUUCCUCGGAGAGAUCAAUGUACCCCGCUUCGUUUACAUUUGUGUACGAACAGGGAGCUAAGGAUGUUGUGCUUUCGGUUAUUAGUGGAAUCAAUUCACGUGUUUUUGCGUAUGGACAGACGAGCAACGGAAAGACGUACACGAUGAUUGGAAUAACUGAAUACGCACUACCUGACAUAUAUGGAUACAUACAGAAGCACCAAGAAAGAGAUUUCGUGUUCAAAUUCUCUGCUAUGGAGAUCUACAACGAAUCGGUGAGAGAUCUACUCAGUGUAGAUAACACUCCACUAAGACUUCUCGAUGAUACAGAGAAAGGCACCGUAGUCGAGAUGCUGACAGAGGAGAUAUUAAGGGACUGGAGUCAUGUGAUUCAUCUCUUUUGUAUAUGUGAAGCUCAAAGACAAAUUGGAGAAACGUCCCUUAAUGAAAUGAGCUCGAGAUCCCACCAAAUUAUUAGAUUGACUAUUGAAAGCUGUUCUCGUGAAUUUUUAGGAAGGGACAAUGCGGGCACUCUUACAGCAGCUGUGAAUUUUGCUCAAUUUUCAAGCAAGUCGCCUGAUAUCUACUCCAAUUUUGUAUUCCAGGCCGCAGUUCCGAAGGCAAUUAAUAGCUUCAAGCAAUAGCACCGUGAAAGAAUGAGCCCUAAAAUGGGGAAAAUUGACAUUCAUUAUCAGGGUCAUCCAUGAUGCCUCCUUAAUGCAUCAUUCUAAACUUACAUUGCCAGCUCAUGGUGAUCUUACGAGGGAAAGAAUUUUUAAGUUCAUCAUUGAUAUUUCCUCAAAAGUGUUCUUCUAUUUGGUUUAUUGUUUUUAGUUUAUUGUUUGGUACAAAUUGCUAUAGAUGGAUGGUUCUUUUGACGCUAAUAUGUUGGAUUUUUUUUCAUUGGCGUGGUAAGGGCAGGGAGUUGAAGCUAUGGAGGGAGCACAUCUGCUUGGAUUGCAUUUGUGGGACCGACCGGGCACCUGACUGCCGCCAAUUCUUUGCCCCGUCUGGAUACGUAUGAGUUUCACUUUCACUUUUUGAGUGCCAAUUCUUCACAAACGAAUAAUUUAUGCAUGUUUAUUGGUUAUCUGUGGUCUACAGAGGUUUUAUAAUUUGUCCGUGUUUCUCUUUUCAUUAGUCAUAAGUUGCUGCUUGAGUUUAGUUUUUAUUUUUUUAGUUCAUUGGGAGUUUUAUUGAAGCUUUGGACUCAUAUACAAUUUUUCUUUGGAUGGUUAUAAUAUUAAACUUGUAUUAUUCAAUCAAACAGAGCGACUUUGUAUACAUGGGAGACACUCUUAAUUAUUCAUCCAUGUACAUUUUUAUAUUAAUACGCAGUUUGUAGGUGAUCCUCUCGUGGAAGAUAUCUGUAGAAUGCACAACGGUCUAGGCGGAUGAAAUAGGGUAUAUUUUGUAGUUGUGAGAACUUAUUAUGAGUUUUUUUAUGUUCUUAAAGUUGGAACGUUUAUGUUGGCUGAUUUUUCCAUUUUCAAAAAUUAUUUUAUGUGAAGAAAUAAAAUAAUAGAUUGAGCCACGAUGUUAACAAGUUUGUAGAGCCAACCGAUGCAUUCAGUGAUUUGUUCGACAACCUGAAUUGUGUGGAAAUAGCUAAUCAGGAAAACAGGGACUUCUUUCAAUGAUAGUUCCAGUCUCUCUCCAAGGUCAUGCACAAGUAAUUCACUAUAUUUCUAGCUGGUUAAUUUGGGAAGUUUUGGGGUUUUAGUGAAAUAAAGUGUUUUUUUGGGAGGUUUUGUUAUAAACCGCAAAUAGUAAUUUUCAAACCGCAAAAAGCAAUUCCCUAAUUAGAUUGUAGUGAAACAAAGGCCUCAACUUGUGGUCGACACUGUUGUUAUACGAAUAUUCUAUCCUUUACAUAUUUCUAGCUUGUAUAACAUCAGUUUUGUAUCAUUAGUAAAUAUAUUUUUUGAUCAUUUACCUUUUUACAUAUUAAUAUUAUCUCUUAUU
Erythranthe guttata (spotted monkey flower) is the source of this 3817-nucleotide messenger RNA. Lineage: Eukaryota; Viridiplantae; Streptophyta; Magnoliopsida; Lamiales; Phrymaceae. The record is from RefSeq and is a predicted model, not a curated record.